UUCAAGAGUGCCAAAACAAUUUCAUUUACAUCUACUUGAAAUGAGAACCUGCGGAAUCCGUCUCCCAUUAGAUGAUGCAGCGGAACACCGUGGAAACCACAACGACCAGCGGCAGAGAAAAAGUUGACUCACGUUCAGUUCAUCUUCUUUUCUUUUUAUCUCCAGUGGCAUUUGCUAUCCCUGUCGUCUUGCAGUAUGAUAUGAUUCAUCAGUGGACCAAACUAAACGACUGAAAAAGAAAGAAACAAUGUUUGAUAUGACCUGUCUGUUCUUCCCGUCCGGGCUUCCUGGCACUCGCUCUGCUACAGACAUACACACAGCCUGUAUUCUGCAUGCUGUGCGCAUGGCGCGAUUUAGCAUCAGAUGCCGUGGCUACAGAUCCGCGAGCUCGAGGGUGAUGCCGGCGCCACCGUCCUUGUUCACGAGAUGGAUGCAGCAGUUGUCGGCAGCGUGCUCCACCGGAACUCGUCAUGGUAGACUCGCCUUAGAUGCUGCUGCAGCCAGCAGCUUUAGAGCUCAUCAACACAGACCAAGGCGGGAGCUCUGUAAGGGGGAGCUGAGAUGGCAGCUGCAUGCACCGCUGCGGCAGAGAACCGCAUGCAGCCGCUGAAAGGCCGCGUGGCCAUCGUGACAGGCGGCGCAGGUGGAAUCGGCUCGGCUGUCUGCGCCCACCUUGCCUCCCUCGGCGCAAGCGUCGUCAUCGGCUACGUCGGUGACCCGAGCCCGGCGGAGAAGAUGGCGGAGACGAUCAACACGACCUACGGGGCGCCGCGGGCCAUCGCGGUCUCCGCCGACGUGUCCAGCUCCGCCCAAGUCAAGUCCCUGUUCGACGCAGCUGAAGCUACCUUCGGCCUCAACCUCCACAUCCUCCUCACCACGGCCGCCGUCAUCGACGCCGAGUACCCGCCGAUAGCCGACACCAGCGAGGAAAGCUUCGACUGGAUGUUCGGCGUGAACGCCAAGGGCACGUUCCUGUGCUGCCGGGAGGCGGCGAAUCGCCUGGUCCGGGACGGGGGCGGGCGGAUCAUCACCUUCACGUCGUCGGGAGUGGGGUCGCUGCGGCCGGGCUACGGGGCGUACGCGGCGACCAAGGGGGCGAUCGAGGUGAUGACGAGGGUGCUGGCGAAGGAGCUGAGGGGGACGCGCAUCACGGCUAACGGGGUGGCCCCGGGGCCGACGGCGACGCCCAUGUUCUACGCGGGGAAGUCGGAGGAGCACGUGAAGGCGUGCGUGGCGGAGAUACCGCUGGGCCGGCUGGGGCAGCCGGAGGACGUGGCACCGCUGGUGGGCUACUUGGCUGGCGACGACGGAGAAUGGGUGAAUGGGCAGAUCAUUCGUGCCAACGGUGGCAAUGUUUGAGAUUGAUUGCUGCAAUCCCCUGUUAAUGAUCCACGUGGUUUGAUCAACUAAAAAUGGUGUGUGUCAGUUGAUGGUGAUGGACAUGA
Messenger RNA from Musa acuminata AAA Group (dessert banana), 1445 nucleotides. Its product is annotated as NADPH-dependent aldehyde reductase-like protein, chloroplastic. The transcript has 2 exons. NCBI's taxonomy places the organism in Eukaryota, Viridiplantae, Streptophyta, Magnoliopsida, Zingiberales, Musaceae. The coding region runs from base 562 to 1359 and encodes 265 amino acids. The record is from RefSeq and is a predicted model, not a curated record. Gene Ontology annotation, molecular function: oxidoreductase activity.